UUUCGCCGCCGAGCUCUCCCUUGCUGGUCCGAAUUCGGUGGCGCCACGUCCGCCGGUCCCCGCCUUCUGCACCGGGGGCUGGGGCGGCUUCCGCCUGGACAUUUUCCACUCGCAGAGCAGGCCGCGUCGUGAGGGGGCCGGGACGGGGAGUCGGGCGGCUGUGCGCAUCCCGGCCACCGAAGAGGCGAAGAUGUCGGACAUCGGGGACUGGUUUAGGAGCAUCCCGACCAUCACGCGCUAUUGGUUCGCCGCCACCGUCGCGGUGCCCUUAGUCGGCAAACUCGGUCUCAUCAGCCCGGCCUAUUUCUUCCUCUGGCCCGAAGCCUUCCUCUAUCGCUUUCAGAUUUGGAGGCCAAUCACUGCCACCUUUUACUUCCCUGUGGGCCCAGGCACUGGAUUUCUUUAUUUGGUCAAUUUGUACUUCUUAUAUCAGUACUCUACUCGACUCGAAACAGGAGCUUUUGAUGGGAGGCCAGCAGACUAUUUAUUCAUGCUCCUCUUCAACUGGAUUUGCAUCGUGAUUACUGGCUUAGCAAUGGAUAUGCAGUUGCUGAUGAUUCCUCUGAUCAUGUCAGUGCUUUAUGUCUGGGCCCAGCUGAAUCGAGACAUGAUUGUGUCAUUUUGGUUUGGAACACGAUUUAAGGCUUGUUAUUUACCCUGGGUUAUCCUUGGAUUCAACUAUAUCAUUGGAGGCUCGGUCAUCAACGAGCUAAUUGGAAAUCUUGUCGGACAUCUUUAUUUCUUCCUCAUGUUCAGAUACCCCAUGGACUUGGGAGGGAGGAAUUUUCUAUCCACGCCUCAGUUUUUGUACCGUUGGCUACCCAGCAGAAGAGGAGGGGUGUCGGGGUUUGGUGUGCCCCCAGCUAGCAUGAGGCGAGCAGCCGAUCAGAACGGCGGAGGCGGUCGGCACAACUGGGGCCAGGGCUUUCGGCUCGGGGAUCAGUGAAGGAGCGGCCUCUGGCCUGCCCACCAGCCUUUCCACUCAGAUGACGUUUCCUCCCAGCUCAGGGUGACCUUCACCACUGAGUUCUAGCUGAUGCUGUUGGAUCUGACCCACACUGAAUGUAGUCUUUCAGAACAAGACAACAGUUUUUUAAAUCCUGGAAAAAAAAAAAGAGUGUUCCUCGAGUUUCAUGAUUCUCAUUCAAGUCCUUACUGCUAAGAAGAACAAAUUAUCAACUGUGCAAAUUGCAGAACUGGCCGUAUUACCAUUAUUAGUAGUAUUAUUUUUUGAUGUCUUUUUUUCCUUUUCCAUCUGAGUGAUGGGUUUUGGCAGGUCUGGCUCUGCCGGCAGCAAGCUGGGUGUCUGGCAUUGGGUCACCAGACCCCUGUCCACGGGGCUCUUACCUCUUCCUCGCACACACGUCUCCUUCCUCCCCCCCGUCACCCCCUAUUCCCAGCUAGAGGAGUCUGCCCGGAAAAUGGUUCUGCCUCUGACCAGCUCUUUAUUUAUUGACCUUUGCCACGGCUUGGCCACAGAGACCUGUUGACAACGUUUCACAGUGGCAGAACCGUAACCCUAGGGCAGAAGCCAGAGCAGUGGACGAAGAGCUUCCUUGGCCUUUGGAAUUGCCGUGACCUGCUGUCAGUUGUCACCGUUUGCCACCUCACCAGCUAUUUUGAUUAAAAAAAAAAAGAAAAGCACCGCUGAGUCAGUGAGGACUCCAGAUCGGUAUUAAUGAGGCAUCAGAGUCAUUGCUAGGUGUUUUUUUAUCCUAAGUUAAGUGAUCAAAACUCUAGUGGAGUUGCACCUUUCAUAGAGUCUGGGUUUAACCCAGGGCAGGCAACUGUGUAGGGUGCUGUGUGUACCCAGAGUAGUGGAUUUGCAUUGUGCUAGAAAAUUCCAGCUCACAUUGGCCACAGGGAGGCCUCGUGGAAAGGCACCUGGUCAUUGACCCUACUUUGUUCUCAUUCUGGGUAUGUGUUUAUUGAGUAGAGUGGAGGGGAGAACUUUAAACUCUAUUUAAGUUGUCUUUUUUUGGGGGGGGAGUAAACCAGCCCCCCAUCUACACCCCCAUGGCCAUAUGCUUCAGUUAGUUGUGAGGAGGGUGCAGCUCCUUGUCUGUAGAUCUUAUUUCAGGUGUUAUAAGCACAUCUAAGUGAAUCCCAUAAUUCUGGGUUGUAAUGGCUUUAGACUCAUCUGUGUUUGAAGGGCUUUUUCAUUUUGAGUCAUGAAGGUACAUCAGACCAACUUCAAUACCCACAAGUCUUCCCUCCCGCCCCCCUGCCAAGGUGGGCUUUUUCCAUCAGAGCUGGGUGUGUCACCAAAUAGCUUCUUAUUCUGAAGGCUGCGGUGUUUCCCACAGGUUCUUGUCUCCUAUUUCACUCUGAAAGUGAACCGCUAGGAUAGGAGCAGUGCUGAGUGGCUGCCGCACCCCCAGCCGGCUAAGAAGGCUCCGGACUCUGGCCCUGUGGUUCUGUGCAGGAAGCGCUGGGCGCUAGUAGGCUGGCUUUUUGCCCCGCUCUGAAGCAGUGAUGUGUGUUAUUCCAGGAAAUGGCUGUUUGAAAACAGCUCCUCGGUUUUCAUGAGGUUUGUUUGCGUGUACCUCUCCAUAUUUAAUUUAUAUGAUAACACAGGAGACGGGGAGAAUAUGAACCCCAGCUGUCACGUGUUCUGCUGUUGACCUGUGGCCACAAUAAAAUUUACUUGUGAAAUUUUAAAA
This is a messenger RNA of Capra hircus (goat), 2663 nucleotides long. It is a transcript of the gene DERL1, whose product is annotated as derlin 1. Gene Ontology annotation, biological process: endoplasmic reticulum unfolded protein response. The transcript is spliced from 8 exons. Gene Ontology annotation, cellular component: endoplasmic reticulum membrane; Hrd1p ubiquitin ligase ERAD-L complex. Gene Ontology annotation, molecular function: ubiquitin-specific protease binding; misfolded protein binding. Lineage: Eukaryota; Metazoa; Chordata; Mammalia; Artiodactyla; Bovidae. The record is from RefSeq and is a predicted model, not a curated record. The coding region runs from base 191 to 946 and encodes 251 amino acids.